Molecule: messenger RNA, 4285 nt
Organism: Eleginops maclovinus (Patagonian blennie)
Lineage: Eukaryota; Metazoa; Chordata; Actinopteri; Perciformes; Eleginopidae
Gene: cacnb3b
Product: calcium channel, voltage-dependent, beta 3b
Exons: 14
Coding region: 195-1367 (390 amino acids)
Biological process (GO): calcium ion transmembrane transport
Cellular component (GO): voltage-gated calcium channel complex
Molecular function (GO): voltage-gated calcium channel activity; protein binding
Source: RefSeq, a predicted model, not a curated record
UGCACACCAGUGCUGCAGUCAGGGCAUCAAUUUUGUAUAGGAAAUGGCUGUUGAGGCAGCGCAGCAACGUCAGCUGUGCAGCACUUAGGCUGAGCGCGCCUCCCUCUCUCUCCCCCCUGUAACCGUGGGCUGAGGGGAGGAGGGUUCCGCCUUUUCCUUGCAAUGGGGGAGAAGCGAGCGCUGGCAGCAGAAUCAUGUCUGCCUCUGACUCCAGCGCUACAGGACUCAUCUGUAACAAGGGUUCAGCCGAUUCCUACACUAGUCGACCCUCGGAUUCCGACCUGUCCCUGGAGGAGGACCAGGAGGCGUCUCGGCGUGAAGCCGAGCGCCAGGCUCAGCUGCAGCUGGAGAGAGCCAAGGCCAAACCAGUAGCAUUUGCAGUGAAAACUAAUGUGAGUUACUGCGGUGCCCUUGAUGAAGACUGUCCGGUCCAAGGGGCUGCUAUUAACUUUGAAACCAAAGACUUCCUGCACAUAAAAGAGAAAUACAACAAUGAUUGGUGGAUUGGUCGGUUGGUGAAGGAAGGCGCAGACAUCACAUUCAUCCCAAGCCCAGUCAAACUCGAAGCCAUGAGGAUAAAACAAGAGCAGAAAGCAGCAGCAAGGAAAGGAGGGAACGCUUCAUCUGGAGGCUGGAGGUCGACCCCGCCAUCUGCAGCCAAACAGAAGCAGAAACAGACUGAACAUCUUCCUCCAUAUGAUGUGGUCCCUUCUAUGCGGCCUGUGGUGCUGGUGGGUCCUUCGCUGAAAGGCUAUGAGGUAACAGACAUGAUGCAGAAAGCCUUGUUUGACUUCCUAAAGCACAGAUUUGAUGGCAGGAUCUCUAUUACACGGGUGACUGCUGAUCUGUCGCUGGCGAAGCGCUCGGUGCUGAACAAGAAGGCCAUAAUGGAGAGAUCCAACACACGCUCCAGUCUAGCUGAGGUGCAGAGUGAGAUAGAGAGGAUCUUCGAGCUGGCCAAGUCUCUUCAGCUGGUCGUCCUAGAUGCUGACACCAUUAAUCACCCCGCACAACUCCUCAAAACUUCCCUCGCUCCCAUCAUCGUCUAUGUCAAAGUCUCCUCACCUAAAGUCCUUCAGAGGCUGAUCAAAUCUCGGGGCAAGUCACAAAGCAAACACCUCAACGUCCAGAUGAUGGCAGGAGACAAGCUAGCACAGUGUCCACCUGAGAUGUUUGAUGUCAUUCUGGAUGAGAAUCAGCUGGAGGAUGCAUGUGAACAUCUCGCAGAGUACCUUGACAUUUACUGGCGUGCUACGCACCUCCCCUGUUCUGCCCCUGUUAACCCUUUACUGGAUCAAAGCGUGGUCACCCCACCCUCAGCUAACUCUAGCCAACAGUUUUCUGAGACUCAAGAGUUGAUAGAAUGAUCACUACCACAGAUAUAGGAAGCCUGUGCUGUUGGCUGGUGUCAGACUAGAAAGUCAUAGAGCACAGGGAAUGGGGUGCCACCAGGGGGCAGCAGCAGCCCUCAUCUCUCCAAAACCAGCCACCACCUUCUCUGGCCACACCUGGGGCGAAGAAGAGACCAAGAGGAGAGACCCUCCGGAGAGAAAGAACAGGACGCUGGUGAGCUGGAGGAAAAGGAGACACAAGAAAUUUACGAGAGAAGCCUCCACUUCACUGCUGCCCCCUCGCGUAAAGCUCCCUGCUCCAACCGCCAUGCAACAACUCAGGGCCGCUUCCUACAGCUGCAAAAGUGCUGGCAACAAAAACCAGUACAGAAGUGCAGCCAGCCACUGCACACAACCUCCCCUCACCCUUCCUUCCACCCUGACCUUGUUAUUAACACCUUGCACACACUGGAGGUCACAAACCCCACCUGGCAAUGCUGAGCCAGCCCAUGUGUGAUCAGGGCUGCCGGACACACAUAGGCUAAUUCAGCUCUCAAUGUAGACAAAUUACACAUCAGUGAAGGCAGAGAAUGUUAGCAUUCAGAACCGUAGCAUAGCAACGCUAUCAGUAUAACACAAAAUACAAACAUGAGUAGCUUCCCGUUCCCAAGGUUUCCUCUCUGGCCAGAGUGCAGAGAGUGACACAAAAUCCAGUUUGUAUGUCCUCUAGUUCUACAGCUCGGUGUGAGCCAGUUUAACCAAAAUAAUUCCUCAAAGGCAAACUUGAGUCAUAAUGGACUCACCUGUGUUGGGAAACCCAAGGAAAUGAAAGCGUUUCUCUUCCUUUUUAUUAUGUAGCCUUUCUAAAUGAUUUUAGUUUUUACUGUAACGAUCUUUACUUCUAUCUGUAACGCAGUGUAGCUGGUCACAUAUCUGUAUAGUAUGCAACAGUGAUGCAAAACUCAUGCAUGAUAAGCACAUACUUGCACAUCAACAGAAUAUAUAUGCAUCUUUUGUCACAGCUGUGAAUGUAUAAAUGCUGGUCCAUUGUCUUAAACAGGAUUAUUUACAAUAACUGUGGUUUGUUUUCAGAUGUUUGUAUCUAAAUAGAAAUGCAAUUAACCAUGAUAAACUAUGGUUAUUGUCAUAUAUUAUUGUUUUUCAGCCCUUAGAAUUGAAUUGAAAUUCUUGUUUAUGAAUCAUUUGACCAACCCAGACAUAUAAUUUGUAGCAAAAUCUGAAUAUUGGAUAUUUAUUGAUGUUUAACAUGCGUAGGUUUCCUCCAAAAAAGAAGGACAGACGCAUUGUGACAAUCACAUACUUUCAGUUGUAGCACACCUGAUAUUUAUAACUAAAAGAAAAACAAUGAUUCUGUUUUGCGGAAACCACACUCCUAACUCAAGAGGAUUUUAAUUGUGUUUUUGAAACAUAAAUUGCCAUAGGCUGUUUAUAAAAUUCCUAUUUCUCAUGCAAAACUUAAAAACCCAUUGAGUGAGGUAACUAUGAUUUCCAAAGACAAUAGAUGUAUAUAUAAAUAGCAAGAUUAAAUGUUACUUCAGCAUGUGUGCUGAAUUUAAUUAUUACAUUUCUUUAAUCAUCACUACAGUCAGACACAUAUCCUCCAUAUCAUUUGAUUGGUUAACAUUUCACACUUCGCUGCUACUCAUUGGUGUAGUGGAGAAGGAGAUGGAUUAUAUCAAUGGAGCAUCAGAAUUAAUAACUCGUUAUAUUUUAUCACAGCUUGACAUGUGUGCAGCUGGCCCAUAAACCCAUGGAGGGUGACCUCUAGUGGUAAAAAUAUUUUUAUUUCUUUCACCAACGACCUCUUAUUACUCUAGCCUUUGUGAAAACUGUGAGAUAUAAAUUAGCUAUCCACCUUAAUUAAGAAUUAUUACAAAACGUUGAUUGUCUUUGCUCUAAACACCAACAUCUUAAUGCAAAAUAUCAUUUUUCACGCUAUUGCUCUUCAUUCCCAAACUCCCCAAAAGGUACUGCAUCUCAAUAUUAAUGACAAAUAUUCUCUACACAUCUCCUUUUAACAUAUACCACUAUAGUUUCAGCUAACAUACCACAUAUGUAAAUAAUCUAAUGUAUGUGCAUGGCAAAUUGUAUUCCUGUUUCAUCUGAAGGGCUUUUUAGGACCAUCGUUUCACAAGCCAUUCACACUUCAGAGUAAACCAACAUGAUCUACAUAACUAGUCACAUGUAUCCAGGCUUAAUUGUACAUACUGUACAUUCAAUAUGCAUAUAUUCUUAUUGAUAUUAUAAAAUUGCACAGAAACAACAGAUGCUGACAGGAAGUAAGGGUUUUAGUCACUCAGUACACAGUUCUAUUCUCAACGCCUCAGAAAGCAUGUGUUUUUAUGUAUUUUCCUCUCUUUUAAGAAUGAUGCACUGCAGUUAUUUUGGACCACAGGGAAGUUUGCUUCCACUGGCACCCAUAUUCGUUCUGAAGGACCAGAUUUGAGAUCCAUAACGUCUACUUGUUGAAGCAGAGAUAGCACACUAAUUUGUUAACAUAAUAUAACAAACUGAAUCAGCUGCUUAUAUUUAUUUUAUUUGUAUUGCAGGAUACUUCUAUCAAAGGUGAUUUAUUCUUUGGAUGUCCAAAGCACAAUUUUGUACAACUAUCAUUUCCUAUUGUGUUACACCUGCCUAAAUUCUGUAUGCAAUACAAAGUCUAGCAUUGACGAGACAUUAGCUGAGACUAUCAAGGUAUCUCCUCAGUUAUGAUGGGGUAUAAUUGCACUAAUAUUAUUUAUAUGUCUGCUUUACAAUGCAAUAAAUGCACUGAACGUUAUGCUGUACCCACUACCAAUACUGAACAAGUUGUCUGGUCUGAUGAUGUCAACAUUUCUCGUGGUUUAUGACAAGAUAAAUGAUAUCCAACAGUGUCUGAUGAUGAUGUGUACAGGGUGCUUCUUUUGUCUAGCACAUUUGAAAGAGGGGGUGAA